AUGUGUGUGCUCUAUGAUCGAAUAUCAAAUCUAUCAAUUCAACCAUUAGUAUUGGAGCAUGAUUUGGCUAAAUAUUCCAAAGAGUUAUGCGCACAAAUCAGCGAAUGCUUUAAAUCAUCAGCUGAAGCAACAGAAUUACGACAGUUACUUGAAUCACAAGAAAUUCAGGCAUUAUUACAAGCAUACGAUGUAAUAAUUCAUGAAAUCUAUGAGGGUAAUUCUCGUAGUAAUUGUAUGACAAUGGAAAUGGGUAAUGCUAAUGAAAAUAAUGCAAAUGCAGUUAAUCAACAACAAAGUAUACUUCCACAAAUGUCAUCCGUUCAUGCAUCAACUUCAUCACAUUUACCAUUUUCAUACCUUAAUGGUGGUAUACGUCAAGCUCCAACAUCUCACGCAGCUACAUCUUCAUUUGUUACAACAUCAAAUGAACUACCACAAUCAUUUGUACAACCCCUGCGUGAUGAUGAUGAUGAUUUAAUGAUGGAUUCCGUUAGUAGAGUACGAUUGGUUCAAUUUCAAAAGGAUACCGAAGAACCAAUGGGAAUUACUUUAAAGGUAACGGAAGAUGGUCGAUGUCAAGUGGCAAGAAUUAUGCAUGGAGGAUUGAUACACCGGCAAGCAACGCUUCAUGUUGGUGAUGAAAUUCGUGAAAUUAAUGGUGUCAGUGUGCUGAAUCAAAGUGUUGAAAUGUUGCAACGAUUGCUACGUGAUGCACGUGGUGCUGUAACAUUCAAAAUUGUUCCAUCGUAUCGUAGCGCUCCACCAGCAUGCGAAAUAUUUGUCCGAGCGCAGUUUGAUUAUGACCCGGGGCAAGACGAUUUGAUUCCAUGUCCACAAGCUGGUGUUCCAUUUAAAACCGGCGACAUUCUUCAGGUGAUAUCAAAAGAUGAUCAUAAUUGGUGGCAAGCGCGAUAUAUCUCUCAAUUUCCAGCUCUCGGAAAUAGUGGUACCUAUACACCAGGUACUUCAGUUGCUGGUUUAAUACCAUCACCAGAAUUACAAGAGUGGCGAACUGCUUGCUUAGCCAUGGAACGUGCUAAACAUAAUACGCAUUGUAUGUGGUUUAAUAAGAAGAAAAAAUAUUAUACAACAAAGUAUCUUCAGAAACAUUCCGCUUUAUUUGAUCAACUCGAUCUUGUCACUUAUGAAGAGGUGAUACGAUUAGCAACAUAUAGACGUAAAACGUUGGUAUUAUUGGGUGCUCAUGGUGUUGGCCGAAGGCAUAUCAAAAAUACACUUAUUCAUAGGCAUCCACAAAGGUUUGCCUAUCCUAUACCACAUACAACGAGGCAACCACGAAAAGAUGAAAUUGAUGGGAAGCAUUACUAUUUCGUAUCAAACGAUUCAAUGCUUACUGAUAUUCAAGCAAAUGAAUAUUUAGAGUAUGGAACACACGAAGAAUGCAUGUAUGGUACUAAAUUGGAAACAAUUCGAAAUAUUCAUAGGACAGGAAAAAUGGCUAUUUUGGAUGUUGAACCUCAAGCGCUAAAAGUUCUCAGGACAGCUGAGUAUGCUCCAUUUGUUGUUUUUAUCGCUGCACCAAAUUUGCAGGGUUUACAAGAUCCAGAUGGUAGUUUGGAACGUUUGCUACGAGAAAGUGAAGUUUUACGGCAAGCAUUUGGACAUCUUUUUGAUUAUGUGAUAUUGAAUAAUGAUAUUGAUGAGACAAUACGUCAGCUAGAACUUGUUGUGGAGAAACUUAAUGCUUGUCCACAAUGGAUACCAGUUUCCUGGGUCUAUUAA
Cercopithifilaria johnstoni is the source of this 1743-nucleotide messenger RNA. The record is from the annotation of a GenBank genome assembly. Lineage: Eukaryota; Metazoa; Nematoda; Chromadorea; Rhabditida; Onchocercidae.